Molecule: messenger RNA, 706 nt
Organism: Coregonus clupeaformis (lake whitefish)
Lineage: Eukaryota; Metazoa; Chordata; Actinopteri; Salmoniformes; Salmonidae
Product: rab-like protein 6
Exons: 5
Coding region: 230-706 (158 amino acids)
Biological process (GO): regulation of transcription by RNA polymerase II
Cellular component (GO): transcription regulator complex
Molecular function (GO): transcription coregulator activity
Source: RefSeq, a predicted model, not a curated record
AUCAGCAGGGGAUCAAAUACUUUUUUCCCUCACUGUAUGUUAGUAAUGUCAGUGGUGAUUGUUGUGCUCACUUUCUUCCUGCGUCAACCUGUCUGUUCAUAUCUGCCCCCAAUCCCUGCCAUCAUGCCUGCUCUGCUAGAGCCCAAAAUGGUCCAAUGCCAUAGCACGCACCCUGCACAAGCACAUCAUAAGAGAGCAAGACAGUAAGAGACAAGAGGAAGAAUAAGUGAUGAUGGAGCAGAAGGAGGUGGAGAAAAUGAAGAGGAAGAAAGAGGUGGAGGAGAAGAGAAUGUCUUUAGAUGAGACAAAAGACCAGAUCAUGAAGAUGGAGGAGAAGCUACAUGGGCUACAAGAGGAGAAACAUCAACUCUUCCUCCAGUUGAAAGUGCUCCAUAAGGAGGAGGAGAAGAGACAGAGGAAAGAACAGAGGGCAUCACUACCAGGGGCUCCGAGCACGGGCAGUAUGCAGCCAGCCAGGCAGCCCAUGGCCCCUACGGCCAGCUCACCAAGGCACAGCACGCCUCUCCCUUCGCCCCCAGCCAGCCAGUCUCUGUCAGCUACACCAGCAGCUCGCAGCUCAGAGGUGCCUCAACGUUCCAGGCCAUGCAGUAUCUGCCUCACCAGCAGCAGGGCUACACUGCCACUUGACCUCUCAGCCAGGUACCUUACACUUGUGUGUCUGUGUCUACUAAUGUCUAUAAUGUAG